GCCGGGCCGCGUGUUCCGCGGGGGACCCUGAGCGCCGAGACACCGCGCGGAGCGAAGCCGCGUGGCGCGCGAGAGGCCAUGGCGGGCGAGGCGGAAAGCGGCGCGUCGGGCGGCCCAAGCUCUUUCCCGGCGGCGAGGACGCUCCGCGGGAGCCGGCGGGAGGAUCACCCUGCGGUCGGUAUAGCCGGGGAACGGCCCGCGGCGCUCGCUCCGCCCUGCCCUCCGCCGAAGGGGGACCCGGGCGCGCCGGGGAAAGAGCCGCCUUCCCUCUCGCGUUUCCGUCCCCGCCGCCCGCCGGUCAGAAGCGGGUCCGGGGCUGGCCUUGCAGGGGCGCUGACGUGUAAGGCAGGUAUUUCUGCCUUCUAAGGAACUAUCCUGAUUAGUUAUCGAAAAGAUUAAGCUUGUAUCCCGCCCUUCAUCCGUAGAUCUCUGGGUGGGUCAUAACAGAAAAAUGCAAGAUUAACAAAACCAUAAAAUACGCAAGAAAAACAAACAACAAGAAGAAAGUUAUGAAAACAUUGUCCCCAUCCUGGAAUCAGGAAUGGGCCUUGGUAAUAUAGCACCCCGAGAGGACAAAAUUUGACUCCCCCCCCCCCCCCGCAAUCUUCUUUUCACAAUAAUUCCUUCUGGAAUAGCUGCCUUUUAAUGCAUCUUCGCCGUAGGUACCUGUAUAAAUAAGGGUGGUAUUAUUAUUAUUAUGUGCCCCAUUGGCUUAGUGCCCUGUAGUGUAUCAAUUGUGCUUUUAAUGCAUGUUACACACUGCACAAUGUAAUGUAAAAACAUUUCCCUCACCCACCCUGCCCCAGUGAGGAAUAAAUAUUAUGAGGAGUGGUGUAUAAAUGCCUUUAAAUAAGCAAUUAGAAUAAAAAACAGCAGAACCCUGCCUCCAGGCUUACAGUGUAAAUAGACACAAGAGAAAAGGAAAGGCGGGUAUUGUCAGUGGCACCUCUGGCUAUGUGCAAAGGGCAGCGCUAGCUUUAAGUGUUUUUCAACCUGCAGCGAACAAAGCGAAAGUCAUUCCCUUCCCCACUUGCAGUUGAUAAUAGAACAGCUUGUUAAUGGAAGUUGGAGGGAGGGUGUCUCUGCUUUCUGCUGGUUAUGAUCUUACUAUACUAUCCUUUGCCAUGUGAAACCGCAUCCACUGAUGGGUGAAUGGCUGUGUGUUAAGGGCUAUACACCUGGUCCAAGGAAGAGCAAAGGAACGAUAAAGUUGGCACAGCAUUAUGUAGGCACUUGUCACAGGUACAUGUCUCUAUUUAGUUAUGCAGUGCCUAUCGCCAGGUGCCAUACAUGAAUUAAGAGGGAGAUGGUACAGACUUGCAGUUUAGUUGCACGUGACACAUAAGGAAAAGAAUCCAAAGGGAAGUGUGCCACAUAUCAAUGAGUAAAAGUAAAAUAUAUGUGUGCAAUAGCUUCUUAGGUAUUACGUGAAGGGAUAAAGAGCAAUUUGGACAUGUGGAGCAGCAAGAUAAAAUCAACAAAUAAAAUGAACAAAAAAAUGUUCAGGAUGAAUAAGCAAUAGAGCAGGGUUUCCCAAGCUUGGAUCUCCAGCUGUUUUGGACUACAAUUCCCAUCAUCCCUGACGACUGGUCCUGCUAGCUAGGGAUGAAGGGAGCUGUAGUUCAAAAACAGCUGGAGACCCAAGUUUGGGAAACCCUGAACUAGAGUGAAGUAACAUGUAUAUGUGACCCAGCUCUGUAAUUUUAUAGAGAAGCCUCUCAAACAGCCAAGUUUACUAGACAAGUAGCUUUGCACCCUUGACUGACUGACCUCAAAUUCUGUCAUGCCCUGGUGCAGGUUCAUCUCUGGACUAGAGAUGAAAUAGCAGGUAUACUGAACUCAAGAAUCUAAGAAUGAUCCUGUAAGAAAGGUCAACAGUAUUUGCAUACUGCAGAUGACAAGCCAAGAGGAGUAGUGUCCUGCUAAAAGGAAUAUACUGUGUUUAUGGCUGAGUCAUUUAAAACCAUUUUUUAGUUUAGAAAGAAGAUAAGUAGGAUGGGACAUGAUAGAGGUGCGUGAUGUCAAGAAAGGGGAUAGAGAAAUGUUUUUAUCAUACUGCGACCCAGAGCCGUCCAAAGAAGGUGGGAGAUCUAGGACAGAUGAAAGGAAGUACUUCUUCACAUAGUUCAUGCUUACUUAAUAUGGAAUUUGCUACCACAAGAUGUAGAGAUGGCCACCAGAUUGAGUGGCUGUAAAAGAGAAUUAGACAAAUUUCUAUAGUAGCUGUAUACAACCUCAGAGUCUCAGAGAAGGUACCCCAUUGAGUACCACCAGUUACUGGGGAACAACAGCAGGAAAGGGCUGCUGUGCUCAUCACCUGCUUCUGGGCUUCUGACAGGCGUCUGGCUGGGAAACAGGAUGUUGGAUAAGAUAGGACUUCGGUCUGACCCCGAAGUCCUAUCUUAUCUUAUCUUAUCUUAUCAUGUUCUUAACUAAUCUGAAUCUCAUCUUGCAAAUGCCUUCUUAGAUUCAGGCUCUUAACUCUUCUUAUAAAACCCUUCUGAUUUCAGUGAGUCUUUAAGUAUGAAAACAGUAUUCAGGAUUGGAGCACAAAGAGUCUGUAAAGAAUCAGAAAGCUUCAUGUUCAGCUCAAAUAUUUGUAAGAGCAAUAACUUUUAAUACACUUAACUUUCUAUUCAAGUGUAAGAAGUUUUACAGGACCCUCUGCAAUAGUUCUCUGCCUGAGCUGGGUCAACAAUCUCCUCCCCCCGCAUCAGAAUGCAGAACUCCACGAUCUGAUGUGAUUUUUACUGAAAUAACCCUCUUAUGAGUUUGGCAUAUUAAAAGAGAGCUUAUUUUGAUGGUUGUGUAACACAAGCCACCAGAGGUUUAAGAAAGUAUUAGCUUGUUCAAGUUUAUAAAAUGCAAACUUUACAACUCAGAUAUUUUGCUUUUUUGAUAUGAAGAAGGAAUCAAGCUCUCUAUAGUGAUCAAGGCAUUAUAAUAUGAUUAUACUGUGCCAGGUGCAGGUGAAGCUUGCAGCAUGUCCCUAGCAGUGCUGCGAUUUUACAUUUGCACAGCAUCAGCUGUGUGUGUCGGGUACCCAGCGCUUAAACAGGGAACCUCAUGUGUGGAAGCCGGUUCCUAAUUUGACAAACAGGGUUGUGCAACAUUGUCCUCUGUAACUGGCAGGCAGCAGGAAGGCGCUGCAUCAGGGACAAGGAGCCUGUGGCCCCCACAACGCCCAUCAGCCCUGACUUUGCUGGCUGAGGCUCAAAGGAGUUGAAGUCCAAGAUCAUAUGCAGGUGCCACAGGAACCCCACCCCUGCUCUGUAUUAGCCAGCCCUGGCAAAAGUACCAGGAGCCUCACCUUCUGGCCCUGGCUAGUCAACAGAAAAGUACCUUCUGGCUCCAGCUGAACCCGUGUGAUAUAGUGGUUAGAGUGCUUUGCUAGACCCUGGGAAAUCCAGAUUCACAUCCCUAGUAAGACAUGAGGAAUGCCAGGUGACUGUCCCCAUCUCUCAGCCUAACCUACCUCACAGGGUUAUUGUGAGGUUAACAUAGAGGGGAGGAAGAACCACAUUUGCUGCCUCAAGCUCCUUGGCAGAAAGAUGAGAUAUAAAUGCAGCAAGUAAAUACAUCGCUGUGGCAGUUAUUUAUAAAUAGCAGUUCUAGCAAUGGAUAUUCCAAGUUCAGUUUCAGAUACAGCUGCUUCCUGCCCCCUUCCUGUCUCAGGGGCUUGCCAAAACACAGAUUUAAAGCAGUCCCUGCACAGUAGGCUUGGGACAGAACUGGCCCUGUUUUAUGAACAAUCAGCGUUGCUAAAUCAUGCCCCUCCCCUUCCAAAACACUAAACUGCACCUUUUGGAAGACAGUUUUAUUGGCAUUUUCAAAACAUGACCUGCAAGUCUUUUAACAGACUAUCUAGCAGUAAAUCCAUUAACAGGCCUGAAAAAAACUGUGUGUGCUGUGCUUUUUGGGGGGGUCUUCCAAACGUCUCUAGAGUUGAUGGGAAAACACUUUCAAAAUAUUGUGGAUAAAACUGCUUGAAUUUUGUUGCAUUGCAGUAGCUUUUACAUCUAUUGCUUACUAUUGUGUCUUUCAGCUCACAGGGAUGAUGUCGUUGGAUGUGGCUGACAGCAGUUGUGUGCAUGCUGCUUUCUUAGUUUACUUAGACCUCUUAGAAGGUAAGUUAAUGGAGGCAGCUUCAAAGGCAGACUGAGGAAUAAAUAAUAAUAAUAAUAAUAAUAAUAAUAAUUUAUUACGGCCGUAGGCCCAUACAGAUAAAAACAAGACAUAAAUAACAGCCUGUGCACAUGGGAAAAAACAGCCGCUAAAACACUACUAUAACAAUAAGCUACUAUAAGAUGGAAUGGCAUACUACGCCUUAAUUAGCUUGUGGUGCUCCUUGGCGACGCUUUUGGGUAAGGACAGCGACCAGGAACCUAGCCACUUUCAGGGUCGUAUGGGCAUCCUUAUCCUGCAAGAUUUGGGCAAGGUGGAAUUUUGGUGGAGUACCCUCUAAUUUCUGUAUGAUUGGUCCCAACAAGUUUGCCCGUGGCACCUUAAAUAAGGGGCAAGUGAACAUAAUGUGCUGAAGCGACUCCGGCAUCUCCUUAUCACAUUCGCACAUGGCGGAGGUUUGGCCCUUUGAGAAUCUAUGUCUCAGGACAUUGGAGGAAACACAUUAAACCUCGCUUUGGUGAAGGCCAGCCUAUGGGCAACAGUCGAAAGGGAGGAGAGGUAUGAUGGAACGCAAUAAGUUAAAGUGAUACCAAUGUUCUGGGGCGAACAAACACCUCCCCCCAGCAUAUAAUUUUGCUGUAAAUCGAUGUCAUCCAGUCUUUGGCGGAUCAGUCUUUGAGCAGUGAUUUGAUCUAGUUUUAGGGAAUCUAAGGGAGAGAUUCCAUAGCUCAGGAGUUUGGCAUGAAUUCUACUGGUCCAAAGGCUGGGGAUUCAUCUCGCCAUAAGCAUUGGGCAAGGUAAUGGUCUGGUAAUCUAUGCCACAAUGAUAACCAAUAAUUGAAGACUUGCUUCCACAGGCAGGUUUCUAAGGAUGCGAUCCUCAAUUCUAAACGCAUGGCUGCGUUGCUUACGCACAGGGGAGCAUUAGGAGCCGACGUAGGAAUUGGUUUUGCAAAGUCUCAAGAGGAGCAAGGUCUGUCAUCACGACCCAGAGCGGGGCAGCAUAAGCAAGCACGGGAACCACUUUUGCCUUGAACACCUUUAGGGCCGAGGGAACAUGCAAAGCUCCAUCCGAAAAGAAAAAUCGGAGGAGCGCAUAUGACAGAGUUUUGGCCUUAUUAAGUAGGUGUUGAAUAUGUGCUUUCCACCCCAAAUUGUAUUGAAAAAUAACUCCUAGGUAUAAAAAACCCAAGCUGCUAAGGCAUAUCAUUUGGUUUAAAAAGAGUGCCAAUAACGUCCUUUGUGUACUCUUAGAAUACCUUGGACUUUUGCAGACAUCACUUGAGCCUGUCUGCACUUCUGAAUUGUCCCAUCUUGAACCCACCUAACCUCCAUGCAUUGGAUGUUUCAUUUUCAAUUAAUUUCACUUUUGAUUUGUAUACAGCCUUUCUAUAUUACUGUGCACAAGUGAUAAUAAAAACAUAACUUUCAAAUAAACAACUUAUAUAAAAUAAAGUAAUAUUUAAUAAUCCCUUGGAAUAUAAUAGUGCACAGUAAAAUGAAAUGUCAGCAACUAAUACAGUGGUGCCCCGCAAGACGAAUGCCUCGCAAGACGAAAAACUCGUUAGACGAAAGGGUUUUUUGUGCUGCUUCGCAAGACGAUUUUCCCUAUGGGCUUGCUUCGCAAGAUGGAAACGUCUUGCAAGUUUGUUUCCUUUUUCUUAACACCGUUAAUACAGUUGUGACUUGACUUCGAGGAGCAACUCAUAGCACGCGGUGUGGUAGCCUUUUUUGAGGUCUUUAAGGACUUUGGUGAUUUUUGAAGCUUUUCCAAAACUUUCCUGACACCGUGCUUCGCAAGACGAAAAGAAUCGCAAGAUGACAAAACUCGCGGAACGAAUUAAUUUCGUCUUGCGAGGCACCACUGUAAACAGAAAUUCACACUUUACAAUACAUAAUAACUAAAUAUAAUCAAUAAAAACAACAGCAAGUCACAAUGCAUAAAAUACCACAUGUAAAAGGAUCAAACUGAGAAACAAAAGACAUACAACUUACAAAAUUAUUUCAAAAGAGAAUUCCUGGACUCAUCUUCUCACUUGCCAGCUGUUUCUGCUGUUCAUGGUCUGGGAAAGGCUCCUAGGGCUGGAGGAUGGGGCAAGGCAGGUGGAAAAAGCCAUUGCCUGGUGGCCAGUGCAAAGCCUCUUUCCCCUCGACUCUGCAUAUCAGUGUUACAAUGCCCAGCUCCACAGAGCCCAACAUACCUGUAGUGACUGUCCUCUCCCCAUCAGGUGGAGGUGGUGUCACACAUGAGCUUGAUAUAGUUAGAUUCACAUCUUCAUAGGAUUCUUGUUGGUUUCAUUAAAACAUACAGCAGUAGUCGCACACUGAUGAUUCCCCCUUGCAAGCUGUUAGAGAAAAUACAUCAGUUAGAUAGCUGAUAGUCACCCAGGUGAGUCUCCACCUCCCACCCACCCCUUGUAACUUCACGUCAAAUAUGACUAGCACUAUGUGUCCUGGGUACACGCAAGAUCCCUCUCUCGUACAGCCAUCUGCACAAUCAUGGCCAUUGUGGUGGUGUGGAUAAAUUACUGGAACUGGACCAAAAUGAACCUGACACACAUCCCUACUUGAACGACUUACCCAAGGUCACUAAAUGAGCUUCAUGGCUCUCUCUCAGAAUAUGGUUGUGAGAGUGAAUAAGGAUAGGAACAUAGGAUGGUGCCUGUCAGAUCCCUGGUCCAUCUAGCUCAGGAUUGUCUGCUCCGACUGGCAGCAACUCGAUGGUUUCAGGCAGCGAGUCAUUGCCAGCCAUAGCUGAGGCAGAGUAGAUGCCCUGACCCUGGUCUGUGUUCUUCCCCAAGAACUCUUGAAGGAAGAGAGAAAUCUAAUACAGUAUCUAAAUAUACUCUAGGUGUGUCACUUGUUCUGUGGUUUGUUUCAGACUUUUCUGACUCUUUACUGCAAGACGCCUUGAGUCUUCCUUUAGAAAAAGGUGUUUAAGAAAUCCAGUGAACCAAACUGAAUGCUAUUUUUUAUUUAGUUCAUUCUCAUUUUGCUGCUGUUCCUUCAGCUAGGAACUGGCAUGAGGUGUCCUACAUUGGCCUUGCGGAAUUCCAGCUUGUGUGUCUCUGUGGACGAGAGAGAGAAACGGAUGGUUUUCAAGUGGUGGUGCCAACUCCUGUCCACGUGUCAAUUAGCCAUGAGAGGUGAGCAAGGAUCCACAGAGGCUUUGGUUUUGAGUUUAUUUUAGCCAAACCAAACAUAGGUUGGCAAUGCUCAAGGCUGUUUUGCUCCUGCAGUUUUGCUUGGCAAAGCUUGGUGAAACCAUAGAAGCUGCCUUUGAAGAUUGUUUUAAAACUUUGGCUGGUUCAGAAUAUAACAAGCAGGACUCACUCAAUGGAACACAACUUGCAAAAAAAAUCUUCACCAGCUUGUUUCUGAGCACAUUUCAGAUAUACCGUAUUUUUCGUUCUAUAGGACGCACCGGCCCAUAGGACGCACCUCGUUUUUUGGGGGGGGGAAAUGAAUAAAAAAAAUUAUCCCCCCCCCCGCUACCGCCCCAAGCCUCACGCGCUCGGCGGGACCUCCCACCGGGCGCGCGAGGCUUGCAGACACUCGCCCGAAGCACGGGGAGCCCUCCGGAGGGCUCCCGUGCUUCGGGCGCAAGCUGCCGCCCGAAGCCUCGCGCGCUCGGCAGGACCUCCUGCCGGGCGCGCAAGGCCUGCAGACACUCGCCCGAAGCACGGGAGCCCUCCGGAGGGCUCCCCGUGCUCGGGCGACAGGCUGCCGCCCAAGCCUUGCGCGCUCGGCGGGACCUCCUGCCGGGUGCGCAAGGCUUGCAGACACUCGCCCGAAGCACGGGAGCCCUCCGGAGGGCUCCCCGUGCUCGGGCGGCAUGCUGCAGCCCCAAGCCUUGCGCGCUCGGCGGGACCUCCAGCCGGGCGCGCAAGGCUUGCUGACACUCGCCCGAAGCACGGGAGCCCUCCGGAGGGCUCCCCGUGCUCGGCGACUAGCUGCCGCCCGAAGCCUCGCGCGCUCGGCGGGAUCUCCUGCCGGGCGCGCAAGGCUUGCAGACACUCGCCCGAAGCACGGGAGCCCUCCGGAGGGCUCCCGUGCUCGGGCGACAGGCUGCUGCCCCAAGCCUUGCGCGCUCGGCGGGACCACCUGCCGGGCGCGCAAGGCUUGCGGACACUCGCCGGGGCUGCAGGCUGCUGCCUGCAAGCCUUGUGAGCCCGCGGGAACUCCCACCGGGCUUGCAAGGCUUGCGGAUAGCUUCCUGAAGCCUGGAGAGCGAGAGGGGUUGGUGCGCACCGAUGCCUCUCGCUCUCCAGGCUUCAGCGAAAGCCUGCAUUCGCUCCAUAGGACGCACACACAUUUCCCCUUCAUUUUUGGAGGGGAAAAAGUGCGUCCUAUGGAGCGAAAAAUACGGUAAAUGUAAAUCUCAUCUCCUGCCUUCCUGGGAGGUUUAAAGGACUGGGUCUCAAGUGGGCAUUAAUAAAAAAUUAAAAAAUUCCAGAUGCUGAUUUCUAGAUCCAGGGCCAAUUCAGUGGUACCUCAGGUUACAUACGCUUCAGGUUACAGACUCCGCUAACCCAGAAAUAGUGCUUCAAGUUAAGAACUUUGCUUCAGGAUGAGAACAGAAAUUGUGCUCUGGCGGCGCAGCGGCAACAGGAGGCCCCAUUAGCUAAAAUGGUGCUUCAGGUUAAGAACAGUUUCAGGUUAAGAAUGGGCCUCCAGAACGAAUUAAGUACUUAACCCGAGGUACCACUGUAUCUGUAUAAAACAGUGGCAGAAUUGUGGACUUGCGCAGUUUAGAAAAUUUCCUUCUUGUACCCCAGGAUCAGAUGGUUUCCAGAUCACUGUUGGCUUUGGUCAGUGACAUGGGAAAAGAAUACCAAAUCCUGAUUCCUUAUGUGUUGGUAGGCACCCACAAAUCUGUUGAAACAUGUUUUUAGUUACUGGAGUUACAAUAUCACCAAUGCAUCUUUGACUAUUUCAUUAAGCUUUUCAUUCAUGUAGAGUUUCUAUAAAUUUGUGUGGUGGUGAUGCUGUUUGCUCUGUCUUUGGCAUUCCGUUAAAAGAUGACAUUCUUGGGAUGGCAAAGGGUGAAUGAAUUACAUUGAUUGAAGGUCCACUUGGCAACCAGUCUUUCUAAUAGGGCAAACAUUGAAUGUGUGAUUUCUCUCAAGCCUGCUCUGUCUGUUUCAUUCUCAGCUGCCAAAUGACUCCACUUAAGAACUUGUGCCCAGUUCUCCUAUGUGGCUGCAGUUGUGCACACCAUCAUAAAUACUAACAGUGAAUUAGUUUGCCAUGUGUAGAUCCUUAUGCAACCCAAACAGUCUCGGCUGUGCAGAAGUGGGCGAUAGCAGCAGUUUUGGAGAAGCCCAGUAUUUGUAAAGAACACAAAGUUGUUUGGGGUGGGGUGUGGAAAUCCAAAAGCAGCUCAGUGAGGGCUCAGCAUACAUAAUGAACACAGAAUACUGACUGUCUUGGUGGGGUGGUGGUGGAACAGAAUGGAAUGGAAUAUCCUUGGUUGACUGGUCAGAAUCUGGAACAUCAGUGCUCCGCAGUGCUAAUUUUGUGGCAAGUCCAAUUUGACUUCCCUUAUUCCUCAAACCAGGGUUUGUCAUCUUGCUUAAAAUUUGGAUUCAUGAGGAUCCAAUGACUCACUAUUUUGAAUAACUUGCAUGGGAGUGUAUUGCUUCAUAAUUCAGGGAAGCAUUUGAAUCCUCCCCAAACAUUGAAUCAUGUGAGUCAUUGGACUGAGCCAAUCACACAUCAGCUGGAAGAUGGUGUUGCACAUGAUGGCAAUGAGGACACAGGGCUAGGUCUACAUAUUCCUUCUUUUUUGACAUUUUAAAAUUCAUUUUCACUUUUAACAUUUAUCAUCAUACAUAAAUCAAAAUCGUUUUACAAAUAGGAUUCUCGGAAUCCUGGAACUUCCCUCUAGCCCUCCAUGGUUUCCCCAGAUAAUCUUUUUCAAACUGCAUCGUAUCCUAUUCUCCGUAUUUUCUUGAAACUCAAUUUUUAUCAUAGUUCUCUCUUCAUUGCCAGUGUUGUCAAAAUCCUGCCAAUGUUUUCAAUUGUUUACAGUGUUCUUUGAAAUAACUUUAAAAUUUCCCCCAAUCUUUAUUAAAUUUAUUGUCCUUUUGAUCUCUGAUUUUCCCGGUCAUUUUCGCUAAUUCGGCAUAGUCCAUCAUCUUUAGCUGCCAUUCUUCUUUUGUAGAUAGAUUGUCCUCCUUCCAUCUUUGGGAAAGUUUCAUAUCCCCAAAUAUUUCACAUUUUUUCCUAUUGAUAAUUCCAGGGUGUUUUUGUAAUUCCUUUUGUUGUUGUUCUGUCAUAUUUUGUACCAACAAUUUGGUUUUUGUUUGUUUGUUUGUUUGUUUGUUUAGCUUAAAUCCUGCUACCCAGCCAAACCCCAAAAUUCUAUCCAAGACCCUUGGUAAACUUUUUGACGGGUCUUCUACUGUUAUCACCAAAUCAUCCACAAAGGCUUUCAGUUUGUAUGCUUUGCAACCAAACGUACCGUAUUUUUCGCCCCAUAGGGCACACCGGCCCAUAGGAAGCACAUAGUUGUUUUUUUGGGGGGGGAAUAAAGAAAAAAAAUUAUUCCCCCCCCCCAGGCACAGGGCUGGGGCGGGGGAAGCCCGAGCUUCUCCCGACCCCAGACCCCAGAACAGGCAACUCUCCGCAAGCCUUAGGAGACCGGCGAGACUUCCCGCCGGGCUCCCACGCCUUGCGGAAAUCUGCCUGAAGCCCAAACCAGGUCGGGGAACAGCAGGAAGGCGCGCUGCGCCUCCCCGCUGUCCCCUGAGCUUGUGGGGCUGGCGGCGGGGAGAAGCGCGCUUCUCCCUGCCGCCAGCCUCCAAACCAGGUCGGGGAACUGAAGCCCGGGGCACACUGUGCAGCGCGCCCCAGGCUUUGAGAUGCAGGCUGCUAUCCGCAAGCCUAGGGAGCCAGACGGGAACUCCCGCCGGCUCCCAAGGCUUGCGGAGAGCUUCCUGAAGCCUGGAGCGAGAGAGGCGUCGGUGCGCACCGACCCCUCUCGCUCUCCAGGCUUCAGCGAAAGCCUGCAUUCGCCCCAUAGCACGCACACACAUUUCCCCUUCAUUUUUGGAGGGGAAAAGGUGCGUCCUAUAGGGCGAAAAGUACGGUAAUCCUUUUUAUUUCAUCAUCUGAGCUUAUACAUCUUGCCAGUGUUUCUAAGACUAAUAUAAACAGCAAUGGAGACAGGGAACAUCCCUGUCUUGUCCGUUUUGCAAUUUUACAUUUUUCUGUUGUCACAUUAUUCACUAUCAACAUAGCCUGUUGUUCUGAAUAGAUUGCAUCUAUUCUCCUCUGAAAUGAUUCUCCAAAAUUCAUCAUCUCUAUCAUUUUUUCAUAAACAUCCGGGACACAUUAUCAAAGGCCCUCUCUGCAUCUGUGAACAUUAGUACUGCUUGCUUAUCAUUCCUGGCCUCCAAGAGGCCUACAUAUUCCCACUGGUUCCUUCAUACAUUCAGAAAUGAAUACUUGAAUAGGGCUAAUGUGGUGGGACAGUUCUCAUGUUUGUCCAUAUAAUACGUGUGUUAAUUUAGCUUCUGUAGCUUACAUGGGCAAUAUUUUGUAUCUGCCUGCUCAGUUUCAAUGCUGUGUUCUGCACCUACAGUGGUGAUCUUCAUGGCAAUUCUUCGUGCUUCAGAGACAGGACAAGCCAUGAUAACAAACCAGCUAUCCUGGGUCAGACUCUUGUCAUAGGCUACAAAAUACAGAAGGAAAUUAGAAAUCUUUCAGUGGGCACUCAAACUGGGAGACUGAGGAACAUUACAGUAAGAAUGAUUGGGCAUUCUGAAAGCAUCCACAGGAAGACUUUUUUGUAAGCAUUUCCUGGGCUGGAGAUUUGCAGAUCACACCUAGUAAUGGGAGAUUUUGCUCUAGUGCUUUUCAGCUUGGGCUGAAUCCUCAGCCUCUGUGUUCAAAAGUGAACCAAAGCCUCAUAAUUGCCACACAUGGCCUGCCUGAAUGAUUAACAUUCAAAACGUGUCUAAUUUCAAAUACUAUUUCAGCAGAGAGGAAAUAAAAGUUACAGUAACACUGACAUCUUGUUUUGGCAAUGCUUAAAUUAAUGAGCUCAUUACUCCAGCUCCCCAGUAGCCAUCAAGAGGAAGCUUUGAAAUACUCAUACUAGUAAUUUGAGCAUUUCAGACUAUCUUUGGCUCUUAAUGAAUACAGUCUUUAACCUUCCUUAAGGGGCUGGUUUUUUUUGCCAAAAGCCAUCAUUUUACUUUGCACACUUCUUAUUUGGGGCUUUCUCUUACGUUGGUGCCCAGCCUCAGCAAUUAAAUCAGAAUUUAGGGCUGAAACACACACAUGCUAGGAAGUAAGUCCUAUUGAAAUCAGUGGGACUUCCCAGUUGAAAUGUCCUGUAAAUGAUUGAUUAUUGUAGUAAUAUUUUAGUAUUUUUUUUUUAGUAAAUUGCAGCAAUUUUGUUUCAUUUGGGAUUGUGCUAGUCACUGUAUACUUCAGGGCUAGCUGGUGCUGACCUUAAGAAUGUCAGGAGUAAAGGGGUUGAAAAGGGUCAGUGUGAGUUCUAUGGAAAGAGUCACUGUUUCCAUCUGCGCCUCACCCACUGGUAUUUCUAUAUUUUGUCUCGCAGUGCUUUUGAAGUAGAAAAUGCUUCUGGCAAAUUUGUGUGUUAUUCUAUCAACCUGAGACAUAUCUUAUCCCCAUUCCCGUUCAUGACAGAUGUGCUAUACAAUGCCUUCAGUGUAAUUGGAGGUGAAGAGCUUCAGUAAGAGUUCCUUCCCUGUUUCUAUAACAAAUAACUUCUGUAGAAGUACAGCUUAUCAGGAAUUCUGUAUGUUGGCCCCAACAAUGCUGCCUUGAGGCAGUGGAAGUGCUGGCUUCCUUAUUUCCAGAGAUUUAUUCUCUAAAUCAUAUCCAGCGCAGAGUGGACACACAUGGUUGUAUGUCAGAUGAAGUAGCCAUUGCAUUUUUGAUGCCAACUCAUGGCAUUUUUGAGCUGGCCUCAAUUAGGAAAAUCCAGUUACCAAGGAUAUGACCUCUAGAACUUACUUGGUAUCUUUCAGUUUUUUGCCUUCACUCUGUGCCUUGAGUACUGCUGCUCUGGAAUGCAGAAGGAGCUGAGUUUUUAAAUUUAGUGUUCAUAACACGGUAGAGACAGGUGGCUUUUGUGUCUGGGAAUCCUGUCCCCCCCACAGGGGCUGUUGGAGAGGCAGCCUGCAGGGAGUCUGAGCUGUCUCCUGAGCUGAAUCUGGGACUUAGUACAUGCAAAUCAUUUGCUCUACUUUCUCAUUUGUAUUCCUCUCUGGAAUUCAACAAAAACGGCUUUCACAAUCCCUAACCGCUUAGAGAAGAGGAGGCUGAGAAAUCCCCCUGCCCCCCACCUCUGUGUUGACCCUUGCUUGGCAUCAGCAUACCAACUGCUGCCCUUUGACUUCAUAGUGUGCAGCUGCCUCAGCUAGCGGGCGAUUUCCAUUAUGAAGGCUAAUUGGCAGUCAUCGCAGGAGAGAAGUAACGCUCAGCUGCUGCCUGCCACCCUUUUGAAGGGUGCUGCGUUCUGCAAAGUGGCAGGUUCUUCAGCUGCCAGGAGUCCUCGUGGGAAGGUGAUAAUGAACAGAGGAGAAAAAAGUACAGGGAACCUGCAAACGGCGCAGGGAACCAUAUUCUACACUGUGCCAGGAUGUAAUAAGCCGGAGACCCAAGUUUGGUAAACUCUGCUUUAGAGUAACAGGGGUGGGGUGGGAUUUGAGUGAAUCUGAAAUAUUUUAAUUAUACAGAUACAUUCAUGUUGUGUAAUUUACCUAACUUUCUUAUAUGACGAUGAUUCUGCAAUCAUGGCUGCUAUCUGUUCAAUCUUAUAUUCUAUUAUUAUUAAGCUAAUCGUAUUCCAUAACUCUGGAAUCUUAUCUAAGCCAGUGGCCAUUGCCACCACAAUUAUACCAAAGGGAAGCUGCGUGGGCCCUUUAGUGCACGGUAGCCCCACCUAAUAACUUUAGAUUUGUGGCAUGUUGGCAUUGAAAACCUUUUCCUCUGGAAGGGCUCCAGUGUAAUAAUAAUAAUAAUAAUAACAAAUUUUUAUUUAUACCCCUCCCUAGCUAUUCCCACGGUGACGGGGAAAGCUGCUUUUGUUGCACCGCUAUCAGUCAUCCAUCCUUUAGAGGCGUGGGAGCCCCAUCACAAAAAAGAAAGGCAAAUAGGUGGCAAUCCUAUUGAUAAAUUUGUCAAAAAGGCUGGCAGGCACUGUUGGGUUUCUUUGAUAGCAGAAGCAUGCAAGAUUUACUCCGAGGAUAUUUGAUUUACUCGGAGUUCUUUUUUAGAUACUUAAAGUAGAACUAUUAUUAACUUGAUCUGUUUGUAGAUUGACUGUGAAAUUUAAACAAAGUAAGCAGAAUUGCUGGAGUCUUUUUUUCUUUCUUUCAGGUUGAGACAGAUCAUGAAGAGAUCAUAUACUCUGAAGGAUGAACCUGAUUCUCCGCUCUCUAUCACACUGGCCAUAGUUGAAUCAGACUCCACAAUAGUCUACUAUAAACUGACACAUGGUUUUGUAACCCCAGACCCUCCUGACGAUACUGAAUACAUGGAUGAUAAGCAGUGGAGGAAGAAAAGAAAGAGGUUUAUGAGACGAUAGGAAAAUAGACUACUGUGUUAGCUCUGGACUACAUCAAAUCUCUAAACCAAUCUGGAACUGUAUAUGUGAAUUAAAAGGUGCAAUUGGGAGCUGAACAUCUGCUUUGAAAAUCCUUAAUUAGGUCUGAGAAUUGUAAUAAAUGGGAACAUCAAAGGUGCCAUGGACCAAUUCAAGAAUCUGUCCUCUCCUCAUCAGAAAGUUCAAGCUAGUAGACUACUUGAAAAUACAUUUUUUUUGGUAACAAAACCAUUUUCCACCCUUUGUUCCUGAUUCAGUCAUUGUCCCAAAGGCACCUAAGAGUACUUAGUUUUAUAAAUCAUUGACUUUCUCUAGCAAAUUCCUUUGUGCGUGUCCCUAUUAAAGUAUUCACAGCACCUGCUAUAUUAAAUUACUUGAUUGUAGGUCCCUUGCUGAGUGAAGCAAUCCUCCGCAAAGUUUGCUAUAGUUCAUGCUCAUAAGAAGGCGACGCACACUCCCGCCCACCCUUUGGGUCGAAAUGCGUUGCAGCUGGAAAAAGAUGUCUUCACUGCUGACUGUUGCUACUGCCAAAACUUUGGAAGGCAUGGUCCAGUCCAGUGAACUGAAGGUGAGUUUAGCACUUGUUUAUGUAGAGGUUUUUAUGCCCUCAAAGCACUUUAUGCAUUAUCUCGAUGUUUUUUUUUACAACAACCCUGUAACAUAGGUCCAUAUUGUUAGCCCCAUGUUGCAUUCAGGGGGACUGAAUGAAAGUGGCUUGUUUAAGGUCAGCUGCUAACUUAAUGAAUAAGGUAAGACAGUUAGAGCAGGAACUUCCUGGCUUUUUUUUUUAUCCUGAAGUUUUUAACAAGAAGUCCAGUGAGAAAAGUGGCUAAAACCAUGGGGUAUGGCCACUAGCUGACACUGUCAUAUAGGCUUAGUGUACAAGUAGCAGGACAAAUUCUCAACAAACAAACAUCACCAUAUGUUCUCUGUACGUUUUGGGCAAACAUCAGCAAGAAUGCUAAAUAAACAGCCCGGUCUGGAAGUGCCCUAUAAAUUGCACAUCCAUGCAUGUAUGGUACUGCUUCCUGUCAGUUUGUUCAACAGCUGCAAAGUGGUGGGGCUGAGUGGACAUUUCCCCAGCUUUUAUCUCCUACCAACCCUGCAUCUUUCCCCCCUUGCAAUAGUUCAAAUGGUGACCCUUUAGUUUGGACUCCCCCCCCCCCCACAGCACCUCUUGGUUUAGUAGUGACUGAAAUAGUUCGUUUAUUAUUGGAGGCACUUUAUUUUAUCUACAAAACAUCAUCUACACAUUGAACAAGUGGCUAACAGUAGGAUGUGUUGCCAGUUUUUAAAAUAAACUAUAGUUGGAGGCAGUAAUGUUUCUGAAUAUCAGUUACUGAUCCCCCCCCCUUCUAUAAGCCUGAGAGGCAAAUAAGGGGCAAAAUCUGACAGACUCUGUUGCUGUUGGUGCUGGGGGAACUGGCCUCCAUAGCUCUUGACUGCUGGAUCAGGCCAAGGGCCCAUCAGGGCCAAUAUCUUCUUCUCACCGUGGCCAACCAGGUGCUUAUGGGAAGCCCUCAAGCUCCUGAGCACAGCAGCUGUCUUCACUCUAUUUUCCAGUUGGUGGAGGUAGAAUAUAGCCCCCAGGGUUGGUAUUUGCCCACGGCUUUCAAGAAAGAGUUAAGAUGCAUAAUAAUAGGAUGUGUCCUUGGGGUCAGGGACCUCCAGUUACCUCAGCCUAUCCUAAGUUUUUAUCCUAGGACCCCUCCAGACAUCCUUUUCUUGUGCAUUCACAAUAAUUUGUGCCUGUGAUGGUAUUGGGACAGCUGCAUGCAGUCCUGCUUUCAAUACUAUUUGUGCCUGCAAAAGGUUUGGGCAGAUACACUGCUUCAUUUCCAACUGGUAAGUGUCCUCUACCUUCCUGCUGUAAGUUUGGCUUGAAACAACUCAUGCAAAUUGUAUGUGUUUUUAAAUCCAUUAACAUUUCUCAUGUGGCCAAGGACCACACAGGCAUGUUUUCAAGCACAAAGACUGCUUAUGUUAUGAUUUCAGAUUUGGAACUAAGGAACUGGAAUACACCACUUCUCAGCUGCGUGAGUUCAAGCUUAGUGCGGUCUACUAGGCUACAACAAGAAGCCUUUCAGGAGUUGGCAAGUUACAGUAAGUAUUUGCAGAAGUCUCUUUGUUAAGCUCAUUGGGUUGUUUAAAAAUCUGGAUAAUUUAGUUAUUUUAAAGUAAUUUUUUGAUCUCAUGCAUACAGAGAAAAACAGAAAACACCUGGAGCUAAAUGUAGACAUCUGUAUUACCACAAGGCACCUUGGAACUUCCUAUGCCAUGUGAAGCAACAUGCACACAAUAUUCACUACAAGUGGAGACUUUGGACAUCCAAAACACUACAAAGGCAGAGAGAAAACAGUGAUCAUGACAAAUAUGGAUUCUUUUCAGGCUUUGAUUUGUGUACUUUUGUUGCAACUACCUAGAAAGCUUCAAGAUCUCUUAAUAUGUAAUAGUUAUGCUUGAAUGUGUUUUAUAUCACUAGUCUUCAAGCAAUGGUUCAGGACUUAAAGAUCAGGAAUGUACCCAUGUCUAAAGUGAAUCACUUUGACUUUGCUGUCACAUUUUCUUCUCUGUCUCCUUUUGGUUUAGUGUUUUAUUUCCCCCUUAAGAAAAUGAAGAAAAGAGGAGGAAGUAAGAAAGUAGAAAGGUGGGCAUGCUUACUUACUGAAAGAAAAGAAAAAAGAGAAAUUUGGGUCCCAUGUUGCAAGGUGGGCCUUGGGUGUGAAAUUAUUUUAGACCGCUGCUUUAAAGUAGUGGUGGGUUGCCUUCAGUUCUUUUUUUGCACUUUUUAACAGCACCUCCAUAGUUGACCAACAUAUCCAAGCAUGCGUGCACUCUCAGGAUGUCAUAGCAGUUAAAAAGUGUGUUGAGUGACCAACAGGAAGGGCUGGUGCUCAGUGGCAGAAGCACUUGCUUUGCCCAUGAAAGGUCCCAGGUUCCAUCCCUCACGUCUCUUAGGAAGCCCUGGAAAGGCAUCUGCCAGAUAGUGUUGACAACACUCCCUUCGAUGGACCAAUGGCCUGACUUGAUAGACAUUUUCUAUAGCUGUAAACAUGCACUGUUGCUUAAAAUUUAGAUCUAAUCUUGAUGAAUCAGAGUGAUGUCCACCUAGUCCAAAAUACUGGGGACUAGAUACUUCCUCCCCUCCCCCACCCCACCCCCCAAAAAUAUGCCCAGAGACUCGCUGGUAGAUGUGAGUCUACAUUUAAUGCAUCAUUUGGUAAUCGAGAGUUGCAGCAAUAAAAUAUGUCAUUUCAGCAAAUGGGGUAGGGAUUGUGGUACAUGAAAAUUAAAAAUUAAAAAGAAGCAGGUAGGAGAAGCUUAAAUUUUCCCAGGGAAAUAGCAUCUUCUGCAUGUAGUACUGAUCUCCAUUAUGCACAAAUACAGAUUUUCAAGCCAGUUUAAACUGGUUAGUUCAGGGUUCCUGCUUCUUAAACAACUGCAGAACAACUACUCCAAAUCUCACUUGUCUAAAAAUGGCUUCAUGCUUUAACACUUGAAGCAGCCAUAUUAGAGAUCAAAUUUUGUUUUAUCUUGGUACACCUAAGACAUUAGUUUUGCCUAAUAUAUUGACUUUGUGGCAAAUUAUGUAACUGAAGUUGCAAUAUUUUGAUCUCCCAUCAUUCUGUCUGCUGUAGUGUUUUCCCUCGAUCCCUGCUUCUUAUCAGUGGGACAUUGUGAAGGAAAGAGGCUCAUGGAGAGGUUAGAGCAGGUUGGCCAUGGCUAGGAUUGAUCCAUGCGACGGUCACCUCCAGGCUUGACUACUGUAAUUCGCUCUACGCAAGGCUGCCCUUGAAGCUGUCCCAGAAACUCCAGCAGGUGCAGAAUGCUGCAGCGAGGCUCCUCACGGGGUCUCUGCCAUGGGAGCAUAUUCACCCAGUGCUUUUCCAGCUGCACUGGCUCCCGGUGGAGUACAGGGUCAGAUUUAAGGUGCUGGUUUUGACCUUUAAAGCCCUUCACGGCCUAGAACCCUCGUACCUACGGGGCCGCCUCACCCGGUAUGCCCCACAGAGAGCCUCAAGGUCCAUAUAUAGCAACACCCUAGUGGUCCCAGGCCCUAAGGAAAUUAGAUUAGCCUCAACCAGAGCCAGGGCCUUUUUAGCACUGGCUCCGGCCUGGUGGGAACGCUCUGUCUCCUGAGACCAGGGCCCUGCAGGAUCUGAUUUCUCCACGCAGGGCUGGUAAGACAGAGUUGUUCCGCCUGGCCUUUGGCUUAGAAUCAGUUUGAUUCCCUCCCCCUCUUUCUUUUUCCUUUCUCAUCCUGUGAAGAGGCUGC
Molecule: messenger RNA, 18989 nt
Organism: Podarcis lilfordi (Lilford's wall lizard)
Lineage: Eukaryota; Metazoa; Chordata; Lepidosauria; Squamata; Lacertidae
Source: the annotation of a GenBank genome assembly